UGCUUCUGUUUUCUUGUCUUACGUUUAGUAGGCAUUUCUAGUGUCUUUUCUGUACAAGGUUCAUGCUGAUGUUCUGGGAAAUACAAUGAGUAAGAAAAUCAAAAGAGCUAUCCUCAGUUGGCUACCAAAGUACUGCAAGAAAGAAAUAAAAUAAUAAAUAUAACACAAGGUAAGCAGUGAUGUGAGCUCUUUGGGAAGUACAGAUGAAGCACAGCGUGGUAUAUGGAGAGUGUUACAUAAUCCUCAACCCUUUAGUGAUAAAUAACCUGUUCAGCUAUUGCUGUAAAGACUGGCAGUUGGGGGUGACAGUUCCUUUCAUGCAGAUUACCCAAGAAAAGCCAUCAGUUACCCAUUAAGAUGAGAGUUACCUAGGAAAUUUUGGAUAUUUAUCAUUGAGAAAAGAGUUCUCUCUACCUACCUUUGCUAAAAAUUCUCAAAGAUCCACUAGGCUUCAAGGAAGGAAACAGAAAUUAAAAUAUCUGUCGAAGUUUUUCCCCAGAUUAUUCCUUCUGGUCAGGUUCUCUCCUUGUCAUAGUAGAUUAGGGUUGGGGGUCAGUCAGGAAGUGCCAGAGUGCUAGAUGUUAGAGCAGGGACUUUUGAGCUAAAGUAGCAGAAGGUACCAUGGCUAAGGGAAGGUUCAAAGUGAACCAGUAUGUGGAAGUAGAUGAUCCAGAAUUUCAGAAGGAGAAACUUAAUGAACAACAAAUUAAAAGGAGCCAGAGGCAGGUAUUGAUAUUAGGGUGUGAAGCCUGAAUUCUAUAAUAACUUAGUCACUUUGGACCCUACAAUAAAUGUUAGUGUCUGUGACUUACUUUUAUGGAGGAUAUGGGAGGAAAGCUUGAGGUCAAAUUUAUUGGGCCAGAAGUUGAGUGGAUAUUGGCAACCAAAACCAGUCUUCCUUGGACAAGUCACUAUCUCUAUCUUUGUGUUUUCACAUUGGUUAAUAAAAGGUGAUGAGGAUUAUUCUUGUGGUCAUCUAGACCAUGUGCAUUUAUUAACUAACUAUUGCAUUCCAGGCUCCAUGCUGAGUGUACAUGGAGAGUCAAGUGGAAAUUAGUGCUCUAGAACCUGGAGUCCAGAGGGCAUAAAUAAAACACUGGUAGGCCAGACAAGCUAAAUUACAUGUAUUUUUGUAAGGCUCGCCAGCGGCUGGCCUUAGAAGCCUAGCUUCAACUUUUAAAUAGUCAUGAUUAAACUUCCCUCAGAACUCCUAAAAGUCCUUUGGUUCACAACAGUUUUCAUAGACUGAUGAAUUAUAACAAGUGGAUUUUGAGAACAUGUGUCUUUAAAGGACUGAUAAGCAGAAAAUAAGUAGGCUUUUUCAGGUAACGCUCAGGGCUCUUGUGGAUUGUCAUAUCUCUUCUCUUGGACCUACACGUCACAUCCACCUGCCCAUCUGUUCCUUUCAUUCAAGGUCCAGGAAUCCUACACCAUGAGCAGGAUUUUCACUUCUCAAUAUAGAACCAUGUACCUUACCUCAUAGUCCAAUGGACUUCCUGAGAAUAAAUCAUUGUCCUUGUGUUUUGUAAGAGGCAACAUUGACUUUGUCGUUAACAUAUGUGAAUCUGCCUUCAGUCAAUGAACUAUUUUAAUUACCAAUAAGUGUCCUAAAAUUUAUAUAAUGCCCUGAAAGAUCAACUUUUAAUCACUUAUUGAUUAUGAUUUGAGGGGCCUUGUGUCCAGACUAAAUGCAGUGUGACUUAUCCCAUGGAUCCUGCAGCUUGCUAAUAAGCAGCAACUUCUCCUGGCACAAGCCACUGUCCUCAUCAGACAAGCUGAGACCAUGCUUUGUGCCCUGCACCUAUAGUAAGAGAAAAAGUACACGGCAAGCUUUGGCCCAACAGAGUUAAGAGGAAGACUUGGGAGGGAUGGAACCUUCCAACAAGUUUGGAAGAAAGUAGAGGGAAUGCACAGAUGCCAGACUCCCACGAAGACCCAUGGACAAUCCCGCACUCACGCUUCUCUAUCGAACUUUAAGAUUUAUUAGUAAUAUGCUGCCUUUGCAAGAUGAAAAGAAACUAAUGCCAAGAAGGCAUAUUCUUCAAUAUUUGGAAUAGACGUGCUCUCAAGACAAUGGCUUCAAAGGUGUCCUGUCUAUAUGUUUUGACAGUCGUGUGCUGGGCCAGUGCCCUCUGGUAUCUGAGUAUAACUCGUCCCACUUCCUCCUACACUGGCUCCAAGCCAUUCAGCCACCUAACAGUCGCCAGGAAAAACUUCACCUUUGGCAACAUAAGAACUCGACCUAUAAACCCACAUUCUUUUGAAUUUCUUAUAAAUGAACCCACCAAAUGUGAAAAGAACAUUCCUUUCCUUGUUAUCCUCAUCAGCACCACCCACAAAGAAUUCGAUGCCCGCCAGGCAAUCCGAGAGACGUGGGGGGAUGAGAACAACUUCAAAGGGAUCAAGAUAGCCACUCUCUUCCUCCUGGGCAAGAACGCUGAUCCUGUUCUGAAUCAGAUGGUGGAGCAAGAGAGCCAAAUCUUCCACGACAUUAUUGUGGAGGACUUUAUUGACUCCUACCAUAACCUUACCCUUAAGACAUUAAUGGGAAUGAGAUGGGUGGCCACUUUUUGUUCAAAAGCCAAGUAUGUCAUGAAAACAGACAGUGACAUUUUUGUAAACAUGGACAACCUUAUUUAUAAACUACUAAAACCCUCCACCAAGCCAAGGAGAAGGUAUUUUACUGGCUAUGUCAUCAAUGGAGGACCAAUCCGGGACGUCCGCAGUAAGUGGUAUAUGCCCAGGGAUUUGUACCCUGACAGUAACUACCCACCGUUCUGUUCGGGGACUGGCUAUAUCUUUUCAGCUGAUGUGGCUGAACUCAUUUAUAAGACUUCACUCCACACAAGGCUGCUUCACCUUGAAGAUGUAUAUGUGGGACUGUGUCUUCGAAAACUGGGCAUACAUCCUUUCCAGAACAGUGGCUUCAAUCACUGGAAAAUGGCCUAUAGUUUGUGUAGGUAUCGCCGAGUUAUCACCGUGCAUCAGAUCUCUCCGGAAGAAAUGCACAGAAUCUGGAAUGACAUGUCAAGCAAGAAACAUCUCAGAUGUUAGGAUUUUUACCAAUGUAAAUACAUUUCUUUUCUUUUUUAAGAAAUGGGACCUAAGGUGUUGGUAUUUAACAGGUGUCACCAAGGGAAAUGAACUGGCAAAGGGGUUUUGUAAAAAGGGUUUUCUUCCCACUCCUACUUUCUUUCUUGGAUUACCAAUUUACAAAUGUCAGGCUCUGGUCAUAGAAACAAUACACGAGUUUGAAGGGCCAGAUUUCAUUCUCAGGUCCUAAGGCAUUGCAUUUAUCUGAAAAAGCAACUUCCUGAAAACUGCUAGGAUUUACAUACUGUGCAUCUGAGAUAAAAAUCUGGUUUUGGGAAACUGAAACUCACUGUAAUGUCUUCAUAUCAGCUCUGCAAAAAUGAAUAAGUAAAUAGCGCUUUUUCAGAAAUAAUUCAGAAAUAAUACGCAGUCAGGAAGACACGCUCGAUGUGAUUAUUAACAUUGUGUGUGCUGUUAUAUUGAAUUUUUACAUAUAUUGCCAUGGGACAUGUACAGAGUUUGCCGUUCCAGCAAGAAAUGAACUUAGGCCUGGCAGGAAGGCUGCAGUUAAAUAAAUGGAAAUCUAAACUUGAAAAUCAAAUAUCCUGUAUGUUUGGAAGACAACUCUGCCUGCUCAUCCAAGGAUUAAACCUGGUCAUUGGGUGGAAUGUAUAUAAAAUGCUACUUAACAAAAUAAACAAGAGCUUUUUUUUUUUUUUUUUUUUUUUUUUUUUGCCCUUUCAGAACAAACAUUACCUGGUGCCUCCAAGGAGAUUUUGCCAAAUGUAAUCUCACCUGCCUGCCUCCAUACAGUGUUGCUAAGUGCAUUUUACAAUUUCUGACAGAGGCAGGCACAUGUGUAGAAAUAAGUUGGAAGGAGGGCAGAAAAACAAUAAAUUACAUGGAGAAAAUACAAAUUUAUGUCUGCAUUAAAAUUAACAUAAGCAAACUUAGCAAUAGUAUGAGAUGCCACGCCCACACAUUUGCAAAGCAUGUGAGAGAAUCUUUCAAUGGGUACCAAUGUUAUUGGAUGAUUUAGCUCUGUAGGUGAUAGAUGUAACACUCUAACAUCUGAAACAUCCAAGCACCUCCAGCAGCAAUGCUGUUGGGAGGCAUUCUGGGAGCUCCAAGCUCUGUGAUUGAGGUUCACGGGAAGGAAGGGUGGAGAAGCUUGGAAUCAGUUCCUGUUGAUACCAUCAUCUUUGCUGGGUCAUGUGAGCAGGCGUCUUAACCUUGCUGUGCUUCAGUAUGCUCAUGUAUAAAAUGGAUGGAAAAAACACCUACCUCACAGGUGCUGUGAGAGCAAAUUGCAUUUCCUAAGAAUCUUGAGAUCCUUAGUUUACAAGGUGCUAAUGCAAUGUGUCAUGCGUUAUGCCAAAUGCUAAAGUAAUUCAUUACAAUGAUGGUCAUUGUAAUCAGUAGUAGUAACAUCAGCUUAAAUGUAAAAUCUGCCAAAAGAAAGAUCGAAUAUGAACUGUUCGUGCAUCUGGUUCUUCUAAGAUUUUUUGACUUUUCCCUGGAUAUCUUAGGUGUUUGGAGAAGCUUCAAUUUCUCUACCAUUUCUUCUGGUUUCAAUGAACAAGUUUUUACUUCAGUGCAUUGCCUUGAUUUCCCAGGGUGCUGCAAGUGAAGGCAGCUGUGUUUCUUCAGGGAGGAGCCUCUGGCUGGAAGUGUAUUACAAUAAAUGAAUCACAUGCUUUGCAAAAUGUAUUAUAUCCCAUCAACUCGGAUCUCAGGAAACAGUGAUCUGAAUUCUCAAUAAGAACUUUGAAGAGUGACCGGUAAAGCUAGCCCCCCUCUAUCAGAAGAACAGGCACUCAGCAGCCCUCCACAUUGCACAUCAUCUAUUCAUUAGAAAACUUCUUUUUGUUUGUUUUCAUUCAAAGAAAGCCCUGCAACUGAAAGAAUAUAACUUUUCUUUUAACCUGACCUUUGGAAGCCCCCCCUAGAAGUUGAUAGCAAACAAGUAAACACAAUGAACAAAUGGAAGUCAUGGCCUAUUUCUUGAAAACACUGGAUCUUUUAUCCCCAGCCCCAAAGAAUGCAAUAUGAGACAGGCCUUCCUGUCCUUCAAUACAUCUUCAUCAAACAGCUGGACUGCUGAGUUUGAUUGGAAAACAGCAUUAGGUAGCCUGGGGAGAGAUGGAUCAGCACAAGGUGAGCCCUCUCUAACCCCCACCCCUCAACUGCUGUGAGUUCCAGUCAUUGGAAAAGUCUCAUGACUUUGUGCUUGGUUUGCGUUUCAGUCACAUAGCUGAAUCAAGCCUCUGUCUUAUACUACCAUUUUGCAUUUACCUUAUGCUCAGUCAAGCCACCUUCGCGUCAAGGAAUUGCACAUUACUAACAUCGUAUAUGUACAUCUAUGAAUUGUUUUCUGUGUGUGUGUGUGUGUGUGUGUGUGUGUGUAUCCACUAUAAAUAGAGCCCUAAUCUUUAAAAGGAGCAAAAAUCAGAGAAUCAUGUCUUAAAGAACUAUUUCCUAACUUUUUUAUGCUAGGUAGUGCCCAUGUGACAAACAUGUAAAUAUUCAUCGAAGACCAUAUGUAUAUAUUUUAAAGGCAUUUUUCCCUUCUCCCCUGUAUGUAUAGCUAGAAUCUGCUUGUUAUGUACAUUUUCUUCUGCAUGGAGCUCAGUGAGGCAAAGCCAUUUGUCCAGUGUUUCAAUAGCUGAAAGCAUGAUUGCCCUUCAUUUUUUGAAUGUUCAAAAAAAAAAAAAGUUUAAGUCAAGUGAUCAUGAAAAAGCUCUAAUUUUCUACUUUUCUUAAUUUUAUGGUGCCGGCCAAAUUAUGGUUUCAAUUAUUUAAGCCAUUUUUUAAUGUAUUAUUAUUUCUCUUACAUAAAAUAAUGUUUCAAUGUUGUACCAGGAGUCGUUCAGAGAAUUUUUAUAAAAACCUUCUGACUGUCCCCCUACCUGUUGUGUUCAUUAUGCAUUGGAUAACAAAAGGUAUCAAUAAUUAAUGUCUGUAUUCUUAAAUUUUCCUUUUUAGGUUUGUUUUUGGAAAAAAAAGUUUUAUCUUUGCUGGUUAGUUUGCGUGGCUUUGGGUCUUCUUCUAUUGAACCAAAUGCCAGUUUCGAUAUAUAAUAUUGUAUUUUUAAAUAACGGGAAUCAAAAAAAUGAACAUCGUUUUCGGUUUGGAUUAAAAUCAGAAGAACAAAACCCCUUUGUGUGAUGAUAUGGGGGAAACAAACUCUUUAUAGAGAAGCUGAGGAAGGUGUUUUUCAGUCAAACCUCUUCUAUCAAAAGACAAUGGAACAUUUACAUAAAGCUUCUGGGAUUCAUUUUCUACCUUUCCUAAUAUGUGGGUUUAGUGGGGGAAUUGAUUCUGUCAUUUCUUCUGUAAAGGUGAGGAUAGUUUUUAUAAGCAACAAAGUAACUUGUGAAUGAAAGAAAUAAUUUACUAGAAACGCUUGUUGAUGAUAAUUGACAUUUAGGUAUAUCGUUAUAUAUGAAUGAUUGUUUAUUUAUGUAUUUAUUUGUCAAAAUUGUACAUACUAUUUCGCCAAACGUACUUGUCUGUAAAAGUGCACUCUCCAGGUUUGUAGUACUAUUUAGGGUUACAUGGGUUGCCAAUCAAGCUGCUAAUCAGAAUACUAUUUUUUGUAUCAAUGUUAUAACACUGAAAAAUAGAUGUCUUUACAUUCAGUUUCUUCACCUUCCUCUUGAAAUGUAAACUGUGGAUUGAAAGCACGAUGCCAAUGUAUAAGCCCAUCUGUCAUGAGGAAGAUUAUGGUUUCGUAAAGCUGAUUUUUUUAAACCAUUGGGACAAAUAAACAGAAGGAGAACA
Molecule: messenger RNA, 6816 nt
Organism: Acinonyx jubatus (cheetah)
Lineage: Eukaryota; Metazoa; Chordata; Mammalia; Carnivora; Felidae
Gene: B3GALT1
Product: beta-1,3-galactosyltransferase 1
Exons: 3
Coding region: 2074-3054 (326 amino acids)
Cellular component (GO): membrane
Molecular function (GO): N-acetyl-beta-D-glucosaminide beta-(1,3)-galactosyltransferase activity
Source: RefSeq, a predicted model, not a curated record